Mobula hypostoma (lesser devil ray) is the source of this 1125-nucleotide messenger RNA. Its product is annotated as tumor necrosis factor receptor superfamily member 5-like. Gene Ontology annotation, cellular component: external side of plasma membrane. The transcript has 10 exons. NCBI's taxonomy places the organism in Eukaryota, Metazoa, Chordata, Chondrichthyes, Myliobatiformes, Myliobatidae. Gene Ontology annotation, molecular function: protein binding. Gene Ontology annotation, biological process: defense response to Gram-positive bacterium; positive regulation of T cell migration; positive regulation of peptidyl-tyrosine phosphorylation. The record is from RefSeq and is a predicted model, not a curated record. Bases 198 to 959 code for a protein of 253 amino acids.
UACAGGGAACUGAUUCCUCCUCCUUUGUAGAAAUAAAUCAUUUAUCCGGUUAAGGAUUCGCACCCGGGAACUCGCUCCGAAGUUUGGUGCGGAUGCCACUGCAGAACCAGCACAGAUUGGUUAUAGAAGAGUGAGGAUUGGAAAUCACAGACUGUCAUCCAAAACUUCUCAUUGUUGACGGCAUUGUUCAUCAUUGGAUGGGGAUCUCUAAACUUGCAAUGUUAUUCUCAGGUUAUCUGAUCCUGUCAUUGGUGUUAAUAGAAGCUUCACAUGUAGAUGAUUGUACAGAAUGGGAGUAUAAACAUAAUGGUUUGUGCUGUCCAUCGUGUGAAGCAGGUUCGAGAGUAUCUCAACACUGCACUCGUCAGACCAGCACAGAGUGUGAACGAUGCCCAGAUGGAGAAUACGCUGACCGUUACACUGGAUCGGAGAAAUGUUUGGAGUGUAGAUCAUGUGAUCAAGAGCCUGGACUACAAACUAAAGAAAACUGUACUGCCUUUCACAAUACGAUAUGUGAGCCCAGGAAAGGGUAUUAUUGCAUUGCUAAUUGUCAGAUGGUCAGAAAGCACUCAGAAUGCCCACCUGGUGAAGGAGUUAAAGAGAAAGGAACACCUUUCAAAGAUACAGUGUGUGAGAAAUGUCCUCACGGAACAUUUUCAAGCAAAGUUUCAACAACUGAAGAGUGUAAGAGCUGGACAGUAUGUGAAACCCUCAAACUUAAACAGGUUGAAGCAGGGAACGCUGAAGCUGACGUGAAGUGUGAAGAAGAGUCCAACCUGAAAGUUGUGGUUGCUGUUGUUGUGGCGAUUGCUGUGGUUGUAAUUCUGUCUGGUAUCGCGGCAGGUGUUUUGUUGAAGAGACACCAAUGUACACCAGGUAAUCGGAACAUUGGAGACACCAGGAAUCACUGUGGAGUUGAGCUGCCGAAUGAGCCUUUGACUGUGCCUCUCAACGCUUAAGGAAAAUUCACAGUGUAAAGUGGGAGAAAUCAUGAGAAACAGCCUGAAACGGACUGUAAUUCCAUUCCAAUCUCCAAGAUGGGUCAAGUGUUUCAUUCUGUGAAAAAUAUGGACUUCACAUAAUAUACACUAAUUGUGCACUAAACUUGGAAUCACAAAAUAUUCA